AUGAGUAAUUCUAUGGGAGAGGCAGCUAUCCAUGCGAUACUUCAGGACGGAAGAUACAAUGAUACUCGAGACAAAUUGGCAAAACUAUUGAUCGAACGGCAAAUUCCAUAUUUUAUAUCCAAUGAUCACUUAAAAAUAAGCGAAAUUAUUGGCAGAGGUACGUUUGGUAAAGUUGAACUCGUUACAUAUAAAAAAAAGCAGUAUGCUCAUAAACUUCCGGUUUACAAUUCGCCCAAACACAAAGAUAACAUUCUUGGAGAAGCAAUCAGACUAACUGAUAUCAAAGAACAUCAUCCCAAUGUUCAACGAUUAUAUUUCAUCAAUUUGAGUAAAUUCGGUUUUCUCAUGGAUUAUUGUGAAUGUGGUUCACUUGACAUUUAUGUAAUCGAUGAUGAUACUAGCUAUACAUUUAUCGAUGUACUGAAGUGGAGUUAUCAGUUGGCAGAUGCAUUGACUUUUAUACACUCAAAAAACAUAAUGCAUCGAGAUGUAAAAUUGCAAAAUAUUCUUUUGAAAGACAACUACAAAACAAUUGUGCUCACUGAUUAUGGAUCAGCAAGCGAACUAGGGAGAAGUUUGUUGACAAAUGAAGUGGGAACGCCAAUUACGAUGGCACCAGAAGUAUUCAGUGUUACGAAAUAUACAGAAAAAUGUGAUAUCUACUCAUGGGCUAUUGUUUUUUCGCAACUUCUAUCGAAGCAAUGUAACCCGUACGAAGAUUUGAAACUACCUGCAUUUAAUUUAUUGAUAAAGAUAAGCACUACAAAUUUCCGUCCACCUAAACUACGCAAUUGUCCAACUUUACUCGAGGCACUAAUGUAUCGUUGCUGGCAUUCGGAUCCCAAUGAACGUCCAACGUUAUCGUUCGUAAAACGAGUUCUUCUUCUCACAAGCACCAUUUUAUCGAAAGCUGAAGCAACAUACGCAGAAAAUAUAACUCCCACAAAUGUCGAACAAUGUGAAAACAUUUGGAUGGAGCUGGAAAGACCUUCAGCGACUGAAUCAAGUUUGAAUACUGAAAACGUUGUGAAUCAAAGUUGUUCGCAGAAAACAGAUGAUAUGACAGAUACAGAACAGAAUCUCUCUGAUGUGCAACAACAAUCGAAUCAACAUCAGAAAGAGAGAACAACAAAAUCUGAUCAAAUAUUAAUCGAAAACGAGAAUUUUCACAACCCAAAAACAGUGAACCAGUCUAUGAACAAUCCUUUAGUAUUUAAAUCUUAUAAUAAAAAACAAUCUAAGAAACAAACCCAUUCGAAUGAAAGUCAUAUGUACUUUCAUCAUCGAACUCCGCCUCUGAUAGCGCGCGCCAUCUAUUCUGAUUAA
This is a messenger RNA of Adineta ricciae, 1326 nucleotides long. NCBI's taxonomy places the organism in Eukaryota, Metazoa, Rotifera, Eurotatoria, Adinetida, Adinetidae. The record is from the annotation of a GenBank genome assembly.